This is a messenger RNA of Manihot esculenta (cassava), 887 nucleotides long. RefSeq names its product 30S ribosomal protein 3-1, chloroplastic. Gene Ontology annotation, molecular function: structural constituent of ribosome. Gene Ontology annotation, biological process: translation. The record is from RefSeq and is a predicted model, not a curated record. NCBI's taxonomy places the organism in Eukaryota, Viridiplantae, Streptophyta, Magnoliopsida, Malpighiales, Euphorbiaceae. Bases 188 to 757 code for a protein of 189 amino acids. Gene Ontology annotation, cellular component: ribosome. The transcript is spliced from 2 exons.
CAAGCCAGCAGCCAGCCCAUCUUCUUAGACUUCUUGUUUUUAACUAAAAUCCCAAAUCCCUUCUCCGACAACAGGCCCUUUCUCGUCGGUGAAGAGAGAGACAGCAUCGUGGUCUAAUGGUCUUGUUUCAGACAUCGUAACUCUCGCUCACUCUAUCCUCAGAAAUUUCCCCCUCGAAAACUCGAAGAUGUUAUCCUUGGCAAUUCAAUCUGGUUUUAGCAGUGUUUUCGCUCAAUCCCCAUUUCCUUGCCAGACCCUCACUUGCAAGAGAAUUAAAACUAGCAUUUUCAUUAAUCCCAAUCCAAAUCUAUUUCACUCUUCAGCCAUAAUUGACUCAAAAAUCAAACUCAUUUCCAGAAACCAAAGACUAAUUGGUUUUGCAGCCCUAGAAGCUCCGGCAGCUGAAACAAUCAAUGAAGCAGAAGAACCCACGGAAGUGAAAGAAGAACCAAUCCCCAUCCAAGAAACUGAGAAAGUUGAAGUGUCGGUGAAGCAAGUUGAGAAGCCAAGGCUGGUGUUGAAGUUCAUAUGGAUGGAGAAGAACAUUGGGCUGGCUCUUGAUCAGGUAAUUCCUGGACAUGGUACUGUUCCCUUGAGUCCAUACUACUUUUGGCCAAGAAAGGAUGCAUGGGAAGAGCUCAAGACCACUCUAGAGAGCAAACCAUGGAUAUCCCAGAAGAAGAUGAUUAUACUUCUCAAUCAAGCCACUGAUAUCAUCAAUUUGUGGCAACAAAGUGGUGGCAAUCUUACCACAUAAUGGACCAGACAUAUUGGUUUAUUUUACAGUUAAUUGUUAGUUUUUAGUGUUGAGUUGGCUAAUUUGCUUAAGGAUAUCCUUUUGAAACUCUGGUCCUAAUAUACUUGAGUAAUGAAUUAUGUUCAUGGAA